AGGGGGCUAGAAAUGCCACACUAUGGUCUCUUCCACAGCAUUCUGGACACAUUCUUUCUGAAAUCUGGUUUCAUUGAGAACAUUGUUAAUCCAGAGUCAGUGCAUGGGAAGACAAGGAGUGACUCCAGAUGCACAGUGGGGCAAACGAGAUUAGCAAUUCUCCCUGUGAGGAGGGUCUCUCAUUAGCUACUCUCCCCAGAGAGCUAAAGGAGGGAAGCUGCUCAAACACUGUGUCCCUCUCUGCUCAGGAUAUUGGGGUUCAGCUUCCUGGGUCAGAUGCUGCAGCCUCCAUUGUGAUCUGGGAGACCAGGCUUAGCAGCUGCUGCUCCCCCAGCGGGGGUUCUGUGCUGGGAUGUGACCUCAAUUAAAGCUGCUUCUCUGCCCGGCCCAGGGGAUGACUUUCUCCAGCUGAUACUAGCCCCUUGGGGCAGCUCUGGGCCCUGUUAAUACAAAUUCUGAGCCAGAGUCUCCAGGUAACUGAAAGACCUCAGGAAAAGUGCUGGGGACUGGCAAGAAAGUGACUCUGCGCAAACAGCCCCUUGUCAUUUCUCCUCCCAUUAGCAAUUGCCAGGAGAAAAUCCAGCCAUUGGAGAGCAAAGCCCCCAGGAAUGGGACUUUCCCAGCCAGAGGAGCAGGGAGAGAGGACAGGGGAAGGAGAGACUGAAAGGGGCAGUGGGAGAAAUGAGUGGGGGGAGAGAUUUCCAGCUCUCUAGUCCACCCAGACAUAGGUAUUGCAGCAUCGUUGGGCAGAACCACUUUCCAGUGAACAAGAAAAGGCUCAGACAGAGGAAAAGCUGGUUCUUGACUCCAUAUUUGCCCUGCUGGGAUGUGGCUGCCUUUGGUCAGUGUCCGAGGGAAUCCCCCACAGUGACUCCUUUGGUUCUGCUCUUUUCUAGCCUUGUGUUCAGAGACUUUGUUAGGGGGUGAGGGGAGGGAGAAAGGAGGUUAAAAAUGUCUGUGGGCUUAGCCUGGCAAGAGGGGCCAGGUUUACACUCUAAUAAAGAGAUCAAGCAUGUUCCUAGCACGGCAGAGUCUAGGAUAUCUGUCUGGAAGGAAAGGACCUGGGGGAAUCGUGAUGUGAAAUUAACUAAAGCCUGUUCUGAAACCUCCACAACUGCCCUUCUCGCCCUGCCAGGGCUGCAGAAUGAUGUCCAUGUUUUUCUCCAGCUUAUCCCAUCCUCCCAUGACACAGGGAAGAGAAAUGGCUGCAGUGGAGCCAGCCCAGGGUUUCCAGUUUCCAAACCUCAUAUAAUCUCCAAGCUGGAACAAGGGGAAGAGCCCUCGGUCCCAGACCUCCGGGGUUCAGAGGAAAGAGAGAUCCUGAGAGUUACCUGCACAGCAGGUGAUGCAAUGGUAUGUGAGAAAGAGGAGCAGAAUUCUCAGCAGGAAAAUGUUGAGCAAGUGGCUAAAGACGGAGAAUUAUCGCAGAGAUCGAAAAGGAAUGUGUCCAGGAGUCAUGAGCAGGGAAAAUGCUGUGAGAUUCAGCACAGACCAGAAAGAGAGCAAGGAAACCAUCCAGGGGAGAAAAUGGGUAAAUUUAUUUACUGUCAGGGAACUCAGAAGAGUGUCAAAGAAACCACAACACAGCAGGAAAUCCUCAUGGGAAAGAGGAAAAAUACAUGCACUGAGUGUGGGAAAAGCUUCACUUGCAGCUCAGCCCUUUCUGUUCAUCAGAGAAUCCACACAGGGGAGAGGCCCUGUGAAUGCCGUGAGUGUGGGAAAAGCUUUAUUACCAGCUCAGGCCUUUUCAAACAUCAGCGAAUCCACACAGGGAAGAGGCCCUUUGGAUGCAGUGAGUGUGGGAAAACCUUCACUUACAGAUCAACCCUUUCUCAACAUCAGCGAAUCCACACAGGGGAGAGGCCCUAUGAAUGCUGUGAGUGUGGGAAAAGCUUUAUUACCAGCUCAGGCCUUUCUCAACAUCGGAGAAUCCACACAGGGGAGAGGCCCUUUGUAUGCAGUGAAUGUGGGAAAACCUUCACUUACAGAUCAAUCCUUUCUAAACAUCAGAGAAUCCACACAGGGGAGAGGCCCUAUGAAUGUCAUGAGUGUGGGAAAACCUUCACUCACAGCUCUCACCUUUCUGGGCAUCAGAGAAUCCACACAGGCGAGAGGCCCUAUGAAUGUCAUGAGUGUGGGAAAACCUUCACUCACAGCUCUCACCUUACUGGGCAUCAGAGAAUCCACACAGGAGAGAGGCCCUAUGUAUGCAGUGAGUGUGGGAAAACCUUCAAUCACAGCUCUCACCUUCUUGCCCAUCUCAGAAUCCACACAGGAGAGAGGCCUUAUAUAUGCAGUGAUUGUGGGAAAACCUUCACCUACAGCUCAGGCCUUUCUAAACAUCAGAGAAUCCACAUAGGGGAGAGGCCCCAUAAAUGCAGUGAUUGUGGGAAAAACUUCAUUCACCGCCAGCAGCUUAUUAGCCAUCAGAGAAUCCACACAGGUAUGAGACCCAAUGGAAGCAGUGAGUGUGGGAAAACCUUGUCUUGCCACUCAGCCCAUGUGAGCCAUCAGAGAAUCUGCAAGGGGGAUCAACACCAUAAAACCCUCUAGGGCUAUCAAUGCUUUAAUACUUUCCUGAUUCCCACAGAGUAACUUUUAAAAGCUGUUUGAAGCACUGAUAUCCCUCAGCUUGUCCAGAUGAAUGAGUGGCCCAUUUUUGCAUUUUGCAGUUUGACCUCUUUCAGAUGGACUCGUUUGUCCUUUCUAUCAACUCCAUUCUCUCAUGAGUAAUUCUAGUGUGCACUUCCUAUCAGGAACUAGGGAGCAUCACAUUUAUACCAUUCCUCCUAUUGCAAAGUUCUUGUUAGUCACCAGUGAUACAGAUUGUAUCAUGGCCAAUUGUUCUCAUGUUGUGCUAAAGAGCAGUUAUAAUGGGAUCUUUUCAUAUUAGAUUUAAGUGAAGAGGAGCAGGGGCAGGAAAAAAGUGUCAUGUCAGCCUCUGUGAUACUGGAAGGAGAUGUAAAAACCGACAGAGUCCUGUGGCACCUUAUAGACUAAAAUACGUAUUGGAGCAUAAGCAAUAUACCAAAACCUGUAGAAGAACACUUCAAUCUCCCUGGAUACACAAUAACAGACUUAAAAGUAGCUAUCCUGCAGCAAAAAUACUUCAGGGCCAGACUUCAAAGAGAAACUGCUGAGCUUCAGUUCGUUUGCAAAUUUGACACCAUCAGCUCAGGAUUAAACAGACUGUGAACGGCUAGCCAACUACAAAAGUAGUUUCUCCUCCCUUGGUGUUCACACCUCAACUGCUAGAAGAGGGCCCCAUCCCCCCUGGUUUAACUAACCUUGUUAUCUCUAGCCUGAUUCUUGCUUGCAUAUUUAUACUCGCCUCUGGAAAUUUCCACUACAUGCAUCUGAUGAAGUGGGGCUUCACCCGCAAAAGUUUAUGCGCCAAUGUCUGUUAGUCUACAAGGUGCCACAGGACUCUUUGUCACGUUUUACAGAUCCAGACUAACACAGCUACCCCUCUGAUACUUGGAAGGAGAUGGGGUGACUCAGAGAUUUCCUCCUUCCCCAUCAUGGCAGAACGGUUAAACUCUGCCUGGCUCAGACAAAAGGUAUCGUCAUCACAUUCUACCCCUCCACUUCUCAAAUUGUCAUGUGAUGAAGUGUUCUCAGUUGUCUGAUUUUGGAGAUGAUGCUUUGACUUAUUUAAUCCUAUACCAGAGUUGCUAUGACGAGAUGAAAGUAUCAACAACCGGGAAGGGGAAUUCAAAUGGAUUCUAAAUGCAGUGUGAUCAUUUCGAGUUUAAAUCCCAGGUUCCAUCUAUUGGUAAAGCCAAUAAUGGCAAGGUGGCUGCUUUUUCCCCAUUAUGGGAAUGCUAGGAUAACAUAACUGACUAUUGAGACAGUGCUCAAUGAAAUCUGUUUGAAUGGAUCAGAGGAGAAUGUGAUGGGAGAAUAUCUUGUCCUGAUUCUAAAUAAUUAGAUGUAACCUGCUCUGGAAUUUCAGUUUACACUUUCAUUGUCAUGUAUUCUCUCUCUCUGUGAUCUGGGUUUCUAUCUUUCUUGAUGGCUGUGUGGUCACACAAUUAGAUAUUAGUUCAGCUCAGAUUUAUUGGAGAAUUUAAGACAAAUGACCAUUUGCUGAAGUCAUCAUUUCUCACUUCAGCUUUGCUUUUUCCCCAUCCUUCCAUGAUGACAUGGAGAAAGUUCAAGUGCAGCUCUGUCAAUAGGAGAGAACUCUCCAAUUUACUGGCCAUGCUAACAAAGACACAGCAGUGAUUUAAAAUCUCCACUUGGACAUGGUGAACAGCAGCAGACCCCCGACUAACUGAAGGAAGUGCAUAUGACCACAAUGUAGUUCAAUUUUUUAAAUCAAUAUUGUCUCAGAUGGCUAUGUUGGCAGGCGAAGGCCUCCUGCUAAUGUAGCGCUAUCUACACAGGGGAUUAGAGAUGUGUAACUAUGUUGCUAAGCUGUGUUGAUUUUUCACACCCCUGAGCAAUAAUUAUACCGAUAAAUGUCUUUAGUGUAGACCAGACAGUUUUCUCUUGUGUUUUCUGCAUUUGUAUUACUUCUCCCCUACUUCCUACUACUUCGAAAGAUUUAAAGUGUGAAAAGAGGUAUUUUUCCUCAUGAUGCUAACAUUCCCACAUAGGAGACACCUUCCACCAACACGCAUGGCAGAAGAACCAGAGGUAUAUGAACUCACAGAAGUGUUGGGACAGACCACAACUUGAGCCCAGGUUCAGUUGUUGGCAAUGGGCAUUAAAAGAAAACUAACGUAUGUGACCAGAAUUUGUGAUCUUUGAAUAUAUUAGUGUUACUAGUGAAAAUGAAAUGAUAGGUGAUGUUAUUGGUUAAAGAGUAAGAGACUAAUUGUUUGAUAAUCUGAAUUAUUUUGGAAAACUGAAAGUUGUCUUGUUUUCUUUUUUUAGUUGUACAGGAAAUGAUGGUUAAUCUUCAAAAGUUAAUUUGAUUUAAUUUACCCCCUGUAGUGUAAGGAGUUCUGGUAGAAAACCUCACUCCAAAGGUUGGGGUGGGAGAAUAGGUGUUAGAAAGAGUGUAUAAGAGAAUAUUGGGUCUGUGUAGAUUUUAUUUUUUUGUAUUUCAGAUAGAGCAUAUUUUGCUUAGCUUCAAAGUCAAUUUCUAUUAAAAGGAAAACCACUCGAGGAGACAAGUUGUAGAAGUUUUUACCCACUUACACUGUAAGCAUCAUUGACUUCCCCACUUCUCUAAUUUGCAAAGAAAAGGCCUGACAUCUGUCAUAGAAUGUGUCCAGCAGGUAGGAAAGUUGCAGUUGGCAACCAUCAAUACCAAGGAAAAGGCUGAAGUCCAUUGCCUUUCAUAUCUAAAAGCCAUCUAGAGGCUGGUCUACACUGAAAAGCCAUGUUGACAUGGCCACAUCUCUCAGGAGUGUGAAAAAUCCACUCCACUGAGAGAAGUAGUUAAUGUGACCUAAGCCCCAGUAUAGACAGGGUUAUGUUGUCAGAAGAAUAUUUCCAGUGUUUGAAGGGUAGACAUAGCCUUAGACAGAUUGAUCCCCUCUGGGAAACGAGUCAUGACAUCAAUUCCAAUUUUGACCCAUCUCCCUAUAUGUGAGAAAGCUGCUAGUAUGGAGGGCUGAGCCAGCUGUCCGAUGACCUGGUUCAGCUGAGGGAAAAGCUCUUAAUACCCAUCAGUCCAAAGACUGAGAGAAAUGUAGAGUUCCAACCAUUGUCAUUUUAGUAUUUUAUUGUUCCUUUCUCUUUUUUUUUGUGUUGGCCUUUCUGUUCUAUCAGAGUGUGACUGUAUAGCUCAGUGCAUGUGUGAUAAAUGCUCUUUGGUGCCAUUUGGCAGAGAGGUCAAAGUAAUUCACAAGAAACUCCUGCCUCAGACCUGACAAACUCACACCUAAUGCACUGAUUUUUAUGAUAUUUAUCCAGGAAGCAUAGCAGUGAGAUCUCUACUGAAAGCUUGUAAAUUAUUGUUACUCCUGGUCACUGCAAGAGGUGUGUAUGAGUCCUAUUGAAGGAGUCAUGUAAGUAUAUGGAAAAUUAUGCCCAUAUGGUAUUGUCAUGAAAGUGAGUCACCCCAAUCAAAGGUCUUGCUGGGAAUGGCCCAUUCAAGUGGGAGGGAAUUGUCACCCAUCCCUUGCUUGCCAGUUUUGUGAUGUGUUGCUGCAUUGUCAACCUUUGUACCAGCCCAGAAAAGCCAAUGGAAAACUAUCAAAGACAAAUUAUAGACAUCGAAACCCUGUGGCAGUGUAAACAACAAUAGGACCAUUUCCUCAUUGUCAUUUCUGUGAAUAUACACAAAAUACUGAUUCAUUUUAUAACAGGGUGGAGAGAAACACUCUGGGUCCAUUCACCAAGGAGAUCACUAAUGACCAGUGGUGCUCCUAGGAACUAGCAAUCACUGCAAUAGACUGUCACCUCUGACUUCAAUCUACUUAGGUAGGAAAGGUAACUAUUAAGAAGUGUUGGUUGCAUUUUGUGAUUUUGUUUUGUUGGUAACAGUUGGUUUCCAUCAUUCACGUUUGUUUGUUUAAAUCUCUGUCCCUUGUUAAAGAAAUUUCCCUUUGUUCAAUAACUGUGCUCAAGUGCUAUGUGUGAUCCAGUAGCAGUGGGCUACAGUAAAACUGGUAACCUGGGAUGUACCAUUGCUUCGGGCAGAGAGGAUCUGGGAUUUUUCUGAGCCCUGGUCUACUCUAGGGGUGGGAAUCAAUCUAAGUUAUGCAACUUCAGCUACAUGAAUAACGUAGCUGAAGUCGAUGUACUUAGAUCGACUUACCAUGGUGUCUUCAUCGCGGUGAGUCGACUACUGCAGCUCCCCAGUAGACUCUGCUUGCGCCUCUCACCAAGCUGGAGUACAGUGGUCGACGGAAAAGUACUCGAGGAUCGAUUUUAUUGCAUCUACACUAGAUGCGAUAUAUUGACCCCCCCACUGGAUCGAUCGCUGCCCGCCGAUUCGGCAGAUAGUAUAGACAUGCCCCGAGUAUCUGGUGAUUGGAGCUGGACCCCAGAGGGGACACAUUAAAGGAACACGGGGGUUAAGGUUCCUUUAUUGCCAACUGUCAAGGUUGCUGUAGCUCAGAGGAGGGUGCUUGGCUGUCUGACAGGCUGGUGAGUUUGGUCACUAACAUCCAGCUGCCAAAUGCAAAAGUCCCUCUUCCUCGUGGCAGGUGGCCACAAGCAGACUCACGGCCCUCAGCAACCUGGGAAGGGUCACAAUGUCCAUCUAUGUUGAUUCACACAGGGAAAGCUCCCUAUAAUAUAAAACUCUGCCCUAUGAAAUCAUGGAACAUGUGCUCUUUGCUCUGUGAAAGCACACAAAGAAUCCAAGCGCUGGAGUGUAGGGUUUGGGUCCAGAGGGACCUAGACAAAUUGGAGGAUUGGGCCAAAAGAAAUCUGAUGAGGUUCAACAAGGACAAGUGCAGAUUCCUACACUUAGGAUAGAAGAGUCCCAUGCACCACUACAGGCUGGGGACAGACUGGCUAAGUGGCAGUUCUGCAGAAAAGGACCUGGGGAUUACCGUGGACAAGAAGCUGGAUGUGAGUCAAUAAUGUGCCCUUGUUGCCAGGAAGGUUAACAGCAUGCUGGGCAGCAUUAGUAGGAAUGUUGGCAGCAGAUCGAGGGAAGUGAUUAUUCUCUUCUAUUUGGCACUGAUGUGGCCACAUCUGGAGUACUGCAUCCAGUCUUGGGCCCCCUGUUACAGAAGGAUGUGGACAAAUUGGAGAGUGUUCAGUGGAGGACAGCAAAAAUUAUUAGGAGACCUAGGCAUAUGAUUUAUGAAGAGAAGGUCAGGGAACUGGAGUUAUUUAGUCUGCAGAAGAAAAGAGUGAGGGGGGAUUUGAUAGCAGCCUUCAACUACCCGAAGGAGAGUUCCAAGGAGGAUGGAGCUCAGCUGUUCUCAGUAGUGGCAGAUGACAGAACAAGGAGCAAUGGUCUCAAGUUGCAGUGGGGGCGAUCUAGGUUGGAUAUUAGGAAAAACUUUUUCACUAGGAGGGUGGUGAAGCACUGGAAUGGGUUCCCUAGGGAGGUGGUACAAUCGCCAUCCUUAGAGGUUUGUAAGGCCUGGCUUGACAGAGGAGGCUGCAUUCCUGUGCCAAAUAGUCACUAGAAGGAGGCAGACAAAAGCCUUUAAGAUGAGGUGUCCAUCACUGUCAAAAUAUCUCCCUCCUUCAGCUCACUGGCAGCCUGAAUUUCUUCCUUAUCCUACCAGAGUCUUGUCUGGACUCAGCACUUUCCAGCCCCUCUGUAUGUAGUGGGCAAAAACCACACAUCUUGUCUUUAAAACAAGCUGUCCCCUUCCUUCUUAGGGAAGAUUUUUCUAUGAUUGAAGUUGAGCUUCAGUUCCCCUCUCCUGGGGGCAGGUUGGGUGUGGGGCCAGCUCCCAAUGAUAUCUGUUUUCACCUUUGCCCCCUAACUCUGCUCCCAGCUGUCCGGCAGCUUCCAGCCCAUCCACUCUGCUUACUAGCUCCAUGGUCAUGUGUAACCCCCUUUGCCAGCACACGUAGCCUGCAGGAAAGCUGCUCCUGCCAGCUGUGUUGGUGGUAUAGUGGUGAGCAUAGCUGCCUUCCAAACAGUUGACCUGGCUUCAAUUCUCAGCCAAUGCAAUAAUGGCUUUACUCUUUUGUUGGUUCCUUGUCUAGAAGUGGUUUAAUUUCAGUCACAUUGUGUUACAAUCACAUUAUCAAUAGAAUGAAACAAUAAAUGUGUCAAAGCCCAGCAGGUCACACAGGAGGGAGGAAUACAAGGGGCUGGAAUGUGUCAUCUGAGAAGACAGAACACUUGGAAACCUGCAUCUCCCAUCUCCUGGCCUUCUGUGUUAUGAUUCCAGCUGUGUGCGAUGUUUGUAUCAUGUUCCUGCAUGAUGGGGAAAUAAAGUUUUGAGUCAGUUUUUGCUCCUACA
Molecule: messenger RNA, 8837 nt
Organism: Gopherus flavomarginatus (Mexican gopher tortoise)
Lineage: Eukaryota; Metazoa; Chordata; Testudines; Testudinidae
Product: zinc finger protein 660-like
Exons: 3
Coding region: 952-2553 (533 amino acids)
Biological process (GO): regulation of transcription by RNA polymerase II
Cellular component (GO): transcription regulator complex; PcG protein complex; nucleus
Molecular function (GO): DNA-binding transcription activator activity, RNA polymerase II-specific; RNA polymerase II cis-regulatory region sequence-specific DNA binding
Source: RefSeq, a predicted model, not a curated record